Messenger RNA from Chrysemys picta bellii (western painted turtle), 830 nucleotides. NCBI's taxonomy places the organism in Eukaryota, Metazoa, Chordata, Testudines, Emydidae. The record is from RefSeq and is a predicted model, not a curated record.
CUCUCUCAGCCUGUCUCCUGUGCGCAGAUCCCAGCUUACCCAGACCCUCCAUCUCUCUGAGCCCCACUGGGGUCACCGGCCCAGGGGCAGACGUCACCAUCCGGUGUCAGGGGCAGCACCGGGAUGUAACCUUCUUCCUGCACAAGGCUGGAGACCUGAACCCGCAGCGACAGAUGGACCCUGCUGGGGACGGGGCCGAGUUCCACAUCCCCACCGUGGGCCGGCAGCACGGAGGGAGCUACAGCUGCAGCUACCGGAACCAAUCAUAUCCCUUCAUCUCCUCGCAGCCCAGCGACCCCGUGCAGCUGGUGGUAGCAGAGCCCACUCUGCCCAAGCCCGUCAUCAGCCCCAGCGGGGAGGUCUCCCUGGGAGGAUAUGUGUCCAUUCGGUGUCGGGGGCAGGGCCUGGGCGUGCGGAUCGUGCUGAAUAAAGGGGGACGCCAUGUUGCACAUGUGGAUACGGAGAAGUCGGUGUUUGAGUUUCCCAUCAACAACGUGCGCCGGGAGCAGAGCGGGAACUAUAGCUGCUCCCAUCACAGCAGGUCGGAGCCAUUCGUCACGUGGAGCGACUCCGUGGAGCUGCUGGUGAGAGGGUAAGGACCAGCCCCGAGACAGAGCAGAUGAGACCCCAGCUCUGCUUCCCACCCCAAUCUACCUGCCCUAGGAUUCAGGACUCCUGGGUUCUCUCCCCGGCUUGGGAUGGGAAGUGGUGUCCAGUGGUUACACCAGGGGGGCGAGGAGGUUUUAAUGUUGUACUUUUUACUUAUUUUCCUAAUGAUAGGUUGAUUCUCAUUAGUUGAUAACCAUUAAAAAUGUUGAUUUGCAACUAAA